Molecule: messenger RNA, 2858 nt
Organism: Hyla sarda
Lineage: Eukaryota; Metazoa; Chordata; Amphibia; Anura; Hylidae
Gene: HSPA9
Product: heat shock protein family A (Hsp70) member 9
Exons: 17
Coding region: 243-2459 (738 amino acids)
Biological process (GO): protein refolding; cellular response to unfolded protein
Cellular component (GO): mitochondrion; cytoplasm
Molecular function (GO): ATP binding; ATP-dependent protein folding chaperone; heat shock protein binding
Source: RefSeq, a predicted model, not a curated record
ACAUCUCGGUUUACUUUACAGACAGUAAGCCCACACCAUGCGCACAGACAUUUUAUCACUUCCUGUCCCUGUUGACCUUGACAACGCGGUCCUCAUCAGGACCCCACCAAAGCGUCCUCGGUACUGCCUAAUAGCAUACGACGCCUUCAGUCCGCAUGAGCCCUCGCUUUCGGGAUUGUCCAGGCUACUAGCCUUAACUAAUUCUCACAGAGCUCGUUGUCUGUUCCCGAUAACCUAAAUACAUGCCAUACUCUUUCAUAAUACAGACGCAUAGCUGGCAGGCGCCCGGUUACAUGCACAAGGCGGAGCCUGAGGACCGUCCCCUCUGUCGCCGUGAACUUUGCGGUCACUCCCACGUGGUUCGGAUACUUCUAGAAGUGCGCAUUGAAACUGGUGUCUUUUUGCGCUGUCUGUGUGUUACGCCGUGUGUCCGUCAUCGCAUCAUGUUGAGCUCCAGUAGAAGCGUCAGCCGUGCCUUCUUUUUUGUGCAACGAAGCGAAGUCCGCAAGGGUUGCUUUAAUGGCCUCAGUGAAGAGUUGCUUAGAGCAGCAUCCAAGAGGAAUUAUGUCUCUGAAGCAAUUAAAGGAUCAGUUAUUGGAAUAGAUUUGGGAACAACAAAUUCCUGUGUUGCUGUCAUGGAAGGCAAGCAAGCCAAGGUACUGGAAAAUGCAGAAGGUGCCAGGACCACUCCUUCUGUUGUUGCUUUUUCUGCAGAUGGGGAGCGCUUGGUAGGAAUGCCUGCAAAACGCCAGGCAGUUACGAAUCCCAGCAACACUCUAUAUGCUACAAAACGUCUUAUUGGUCGUCGAUUUGAUGAUCCUGAGGUUCAGAAAGACAUCAAAAAUGUUCCUUUCAAGAUUGUCCGUGCAUCAAAUGGGGAUGCCUGGGUCGAAGCACACAAAAAGCUCUACUCUCCCAGUCAGAUUGGUGCAUUUGUACUUAUGAAAAUGAAAGAAACGGCAGAAAACUAUCUGGGUCAUUCAGCAAAGAAUGCUGUUGUUACUGUUCCUGCAUAUUUUAAUGACUCCCAGAGACAGGCAACAAAAGAUGCUGGGCAGAUCGCUGGGCUCAAUGUUUUGAGGGUCAUAAAUGAACCAACUGCUGCUGCUCUUGCUUAUGGCUUGGAUAAGUCUGAUGAUAAAGUCAUUGCAGUUUAUGAUCUUGGAGGUGGUACAUUUGAUAUUUCCAUUCUGGAGAUCCAGAAAGGCGUAUUUGAAGUAAAAUCCACGAAUGGUGACACGUUCCUUGGAGGCGAAGAUUUUGACCAAGCUUUGCUUCAACAUAUUGUAAAGCAGUUCAAGAGAGAGACAGGAGUAGAUUUAAUGAAAGACAACAUGGCUCUACAAAGAGUCAGAGAAGCUGCUGAAAAGGCAAAAUGUGAGCUCUCCUCCUCUGUGCAGACUGACAUUAAUCUACCAUAUCUUACCAUGGAUGCUUCUGGACCCAAGCACUUGAAUAUAAAACUGACUCGUGCUCAGUUUGAGGGGAUUGUGGCUGAUCUGAUCAAAAGAACUAUUUCACCAAGCCAGAAAGCCAUGCAGGAUGCUGAAGUCGGCAAGAGCGACAUUGGAGAAGUUCUCCUAGUUGGGGGAAUGACUAGGAUGCCAAAAGUUCAGCAGACUGUGCAAGACUUGUUUGGCCGUGCUCCAAGCAAAGCUGUUAAUCCUGAUGAAGCUGUUGCAAUUGGUGCUGCUAUUCAAGGUGGAGUUUUGGCUGGAGAUGUUACAGACGUUCUGCUGUUGGAUGUUACUCCCUUGUCUCUUGGUAUUGAAACAUUAGGCGGAGUUUUCACAAAGUUAAUUAGCAGAAACACCACUAUACCAACAAAGAAGAGCCAGGUUUUCUCCACUGCUGCUGAUGGACAAACCCAGGUGGAAAUUAAAGUCUGCCAAGGUGAAAGAGAAAUGGCUUCUGACAACAAAGUUCUUGGACAGUUUACACUUGUAGGCGUUCCCCCAGCACCUCGUGGUGUUCCUCAGAUAGAAGUUACCUUUGACAUAGAUGCCAAUGGAAUUGUACAUGUAUCUGCAAAAGACAAAGGAACUGGCCGCGAGCAGCAGAUUGUCAUCCAGUCUUCAGGUGGACUUAGCAAGGAUGAUAUUGAAAACAUGGUGAAGAAUGCUGAAAAGUAUGCAGAGGAAGAUAGAAGGCGAAAGGAACGUGUUGAAGCGGUGAACAAUGCAGAAGGAAUAAUCCAUGAUACAGAGUCCAAGAUGGAGGAAUUCAAAAGCCAACUGCCAGAAGAUGAGUGCAACAAGCUGAAGGAGGAAAUAAGCAAAAUGAAGGAGCUUUUGUCAAGAAAAGAUUCAGAAACCGGUGAAAGCAUCAAACAGGCAGCAUCAUCACUUCAGCAGGCUUCAUUGAAGUUAUUUGAACUUGCAUACAAAAAGAUGGCAUCAGAGAGGGAUAGUUCUGGAACUAAUGAACACAAGGCUGAGCAGAAAGAAGACAAGCAGUAACUGAAUUGUUGAAGUUGAAUAGUGGCUUGGGAACUAAUUUCCAUUGGGAUGUCCUGAGCUGAUAUGUUUAGAUGUCAACUGUUCUACUGUGUUCUGGCAGUACUCUAAAUCAAUUUAGUAAAGAAAUUCUAUAGUUAUGUUCAAUGUAUAAAAUGUCCUCCCUCCCCAAACCCCCUUCCAUUCUCCGUUUUUUUUUUUUUCUCUUUGGCCUAUAAAUACUUUUAUAUUAUAAUAUUUUCUUUCCUGUAUCUUUGCUCAACAAUCCUAUUUUAUACUGUAUUAAAGUUUGGUAGUCUGUUGUACAUUUCACAUUAAUGCCUCAUAUUUGAGGCAGUUCUGUGCAAGUUAAACUUAAGUUAUGCUUAAUAAUAUUACAAAUAAAAUACUAGCUUAACAGUG